UUUUCUUGUUACACUGCCCUUUGCAGCUAUGUUAACAAGCACAACAAAUUUAGGACCUUUUUGGCUUUGGGACUAUGAAGAUCAGUUCAGACAAUUGCAUGAUUAGUUGCAAGUAAUGCACAAAAAAUUGUAUUCUUAAUGCGUUCAUCAAAAUUUUGAACAGAAUUGACAUAAUUUAAAGAAACCACCUACUGUUUUUCGUAGUUAAAUACUAGAUACUUAUUGGUCCAUUACAACUUCAUAAAUUCUUGGCAUUUAUACAUAAAAGGAUCAUAGGAUCGAAAAAUUUAAAAUGAGGAGGAUAUAAAUUGAUGUAAUGCCUUUUCCUCCCAAUUUGGUGGCAAGUUAUUUUGAGAGCAAAAAGUGCAGUGACUGUCCCAUAGAUGAACCAACAAAGAUUGGUGGAGAGCCUCCAACAAUUCCGCCACAUUUUGAAAACAUGCAUAGCCCAGAGAGACCUCUUUACCGGCAAAUCUCUGCAUACGCUUUACAUCAAAGCACUCAUUCCACCGUCUACUUACUUCUCCAACCAUUUCAUCCUUCUCUAUUCUAAGUGUGGCCUUCUUACCGCUGCUCGCAGGGCUUUUGAAGCUACCCCUGAACCCAAUGUUUUUUCCUUCAAUGCUAUCCUCAAUGCAUAUGCUAAAGAAGCUCAGCCUCAUCUUGCCCACCAGCUGUUUGAUAAAAUUCCCCAACCGGAUAUUGUUUCUUACAACACCCUUAUAUCUGCUUAUGCUGAUCUUGGUUACACCCUGCCUGCUCUUCGGCUCUUUCUUGAUUUGAAGGACACGGGUCUUGUUAUGGAUGGAUUUACUCUUUCAGCUGCUAUCACGGCUGCUAAUGACAAUGUUGAUUUCAUUACUCAGCUUCACUCAUUGUCUAUAUCUGCUGGGCUUGACUCUUAUGCUUCUGUUAAUAAUACUCUCAUCACGUAUUAUGGCAAAAAUGGGCAUCUUGAUUAUGCACGAGAGGUUUUUGCGUCAAUGGGUGAGAUAAAAGAUGAGGUUUCUUGGAAUUCAAUGAUUGUUGCUUAUGGGCAGCAUAGGGAAGGGAUAAAGGCGUUGGCUUUGUAUAAAGAAAUGGAACUUAGGGACUUAUAUUUAGACAUGUUUACUUUGGCAAGUGUAUUGACAGCACUUACGUCCAUGGAAGACUUGCGUGGUGGGCUUCAAUUUCAUGGUCGGUUAAUCAGAAUGGGUUUUCAUGAAAAUCCACAUGUUGGCAGUGGGCUGAUUGAUUUGUACUCAAAAUGUAGUGCUAGUAUAUCAGAGUGCAAAAAAGUAUUUCAGGAAAUACCUUAUCCUGACUUGGUGCUUUGGAACACAAUGAUUUCUGGAUAUUCGCAGUCUGAAUUGUGUGAAGAAGCUGUUGCUUGUUUUAGACAAAUGCAGCUUGCUGGCCAUCAACCUGAUGAUUGCAGCUUUGUUUGUGUGAUUAGUGCAUCUUCUAACUUGUCAUCACCAUCGCAAGGGAAACAGAUUCACUCUUUGGCAAUCAAAUCCAGUAUUCCAUCCAAUCGUAUAUCAGUGAACAAUGCUCUCAUUGCAAUGUAUUCUAAAUGUGGAAGUGUGCAAGAUGCAAGAUUACUUUUUGAUAGAAUGCCUGAGCAUAAUGCUGUCACUUUAAAUUCUAUGAUAGCAGGCUAUGCUCAGCAUGGGCAUGGAACAGAGUCUCUGUUACUAUUUGCAUGGAUGCUUGAAAGCAAUAUUAAACCUACAAACAUAACAUUCAUCUCUGUUCUAUCGUCAUGUGCACACACUGGAAAAGUCGAGGAAGGGAAGAAAUAUUUUGGUUUAAUGACUGAUAAAUUUGGGAUAAACCCAGAGGCUGAGCACUAUUUAUGCAUGAUUGACCUUUUGGGUCGAGCAGGAAAGCUCGAGGAAGCAGAGACACUAAUCGAAACAAUGCCAUAUAAUCCUGGUACAAUUGGCUGGGGCUCAUUACUUAGAGCAUGUCGAACACAUGGUAAUAUAGAGCUAGCAACAAAGGCAGCUAACCACUGUGUUCAGCUGGAUCCAUCAAAUGCGGCACCAUAUGUCAUGCUUGCGCACAUGAAUGCUUGUCUUGGCAGAUGGGAAGAGGUAGCAUCGAUUAGAAAAGAAAUGCGAGACAAGGGAGUGAGAAAGCAAGUGGGUUGUAGUUGGAUUGAGGUGGCCAACAGGGUUCACGUCUUUGUGGCAGAAGAUAGUUCUCAUCCGAUGAUAAAGUUGGUGUAUAAAUUCUGGGAAGAGAUGUCAAAGAAGUUGAAGCAAGAAGGGUAUACUCCGGAUUUGAGGUGGGCUCUGAUGAGAGAUGAUGGAACAAGGCAGGAGGAGAAAGAGAGAAGCUUAUGGCAUCACAGCGAAAAGCUGGCAGUUGCUUUUGGGAUUUUAUCGACCAAAGAUGGUGAACCUAUUCUUAUCAUAAAGAAUUUGAGAAUAUGUGGCGACUGUCAUAAUGCAAUUAAGAUUCUAUCUGGUAUGACAGGAAGAGAGAUUACAGUAAGGGAUUGCCACAGGUUUCAUUGCUUCAAGGGUGGGGCAUGUUCUUGUGGGGAUUACUGGUGAUGGUGGAUAAGCUUAGCAAUCAGAUGCUAAUCUGAUUCCUGUAAAUUCAUGUGAUUGCCAUGGGCUGUGGAGAGUGAAGUUGUGAAUGUUAUACUGUGUGCUUUGAGUUAGUAAGAUGGACUAGAUUAUGUACUGAAGAGUUCACUGCAUGCAGCUUUCUGGUUUUUGGAUUGGAUUAUCGAGUCUUAAUCCAGUUUAAUCUUAUAUGCUUAAUGCUAUACAUGAUCUCAGACCCAACCAGAAGUGCUAAUCACUUGCAAUAUAUGUGCAUUUUUUGAGUAGGGGUUCACUGCAAGGUUAAUUACAAGGCAAAAUCUGAUGUUACAUCUUAAAGAGCUGAAAUGGUGCAUGCCUGAAACAACAAAAGAACCCUACAAAAUCCGGGAAACAAUGAAGCAGCAAGAAGUUUAGUGGGUGCAACACAUUCCCAGCUAGCAUAUGGUAGGUCAUAUGGAGAAAAGGAAAUCGUAAAAGAAAUCAUUAAGCUUGAAGCUGGUUGGAUAACAACAAGGGUGAUAUUUUUGACCAUGAAUGACUGAACAACAGGAAGGAAGAUCAUUUUGAUCCAAUUAAAUGUUUGUCUCUACAUGUUAUUUAUUUAUUAUGUGAUGAUAUAUGCAAAUUUUGAUAUUAUAAACAUUCGUAAUUCCACAGUGCAACACCAUACUGCUUCAAAAUACCAUUUCUAAGAAUCUUUCUACGUAUGGGUACUUGGAUCCUGAAUAUUACAUGAACCAACAGUUGACCGAGAAAAGUGAUGUAUAUAGUUAUGGAGUGGCAUUGCUAGAGCGGAAGUGAUGUAUAUAGUUAUGAAGUGGCAUUGGUAGAGCGGAUAACUGCAGGAUCUCCAACAGAGCGAGGAAAGUACAUCGUGAGACUGGUUGCAGAGACUAUACAUGAUUCAAAAGAUAGCACCGGACUGUACCAAUUAAUUGAUCCAAGAAUGCCCAGGUUCGAAAUUUAAAGGUGUUGAUUAACUAUUUACAUUUGCAAUGAGAUGUGUUAAUGAAUCCGGGACCGAGAGGCCUUCCAUGGGUGAGGCUGUGAAAGAAAUUGAGAGUAUCCUUGAACUGACCGGAAGCAUGAACAAGUAUACUGAAGAAGAGCUCACUUCAACUAGGUACAACUCAAGUCAGUCUUGACGAUUUUUAUGAUGACAAAGCUUUUGAUUAUAGUAGUAAAUUUCCUUCUUGUGGCAUGAAGACUACUUACUGAAGUUACUAAGGAGUAUAUCUGUCUGUGUGUGAUUCACAUUAGUUUGUUAUAUUGAGUACAAGUGAUCUUUGGUACUUGUGAUUCUUCUGUUGUAGUACUAGCUAUAUAUAAAGUCAGAAUUACAUAUGGCUUCUUAAGAUUGAGUGAUCUUUGUAUCAAUAUUUGAUGGAAAGGAAGUUUGAAAUUUUGUUCUGUUGGCUGUA
This is a messenger RNA of Solanum lycopersicum (tomato), 3964 nucleotides long. Its product is annotated as pentatricopeptide repeat-containing protein At3g49710. The record is from RefSeq and is a predicted model, not a curated record. NCBI's taxonomy places the organism in Eukaryota, Viridiplantae, Streptophyta, Magnoliopsida, Solanales, Solanaceae. Gene Ontology annotation, molecular function: protein binding; zinc ion binding.